Messenger RNA from Symbiodinium sp. CCMP2592, 2010 nucleotides. The record is from the annotation of a GenBank genome assembly. Lineage: Eukaryota; Dinophyceae; Suessiales; Symbiodiniaceae.
AUGACCCUGCAGUGCUUCGUGCCAUGGGCAGCACGUGACGCCAUUUCUCUGUGCCUCUCCGAUGCGUGUCAGUUCGGAAAACUUCUUGCUGAACAUGUAUCCAAGCAUCCGAGUGUAGCUCAAUGGAUGGUGUUUGCUGAAUCAAAGCCCUGGCAUGGGGCGGACAAGUCCCGAUUCGGAGAGAAGGCGCUGCCAGCGGUGAUGGCCGUAGGGCUGGCAAGCACUACUGGCUCGAUGUGGUAUUGCAGCACAUCUUGGUCGGACGUAUUGGGAGUACUAUUCCCUUCCUCGUCAUGGCAGAUUUCCGUUGUGAUGGGCAGUCUCGUUUGCCUUUCGUCUGUAUGCUUCCUUCAUUGCCAAGCCACCGUGGUCAGCUGCAGAGGAGAUCUGAGCACCGACAAUCAGUGGAGGCUUCUGGCAAGCAGUGCCACAAUAUACGCCAAUCUUACAUUAAUGCCAAUAUUGGCACAUGCUUGUGCAUUACAUCCCCAGUUUAAACUGCUGUUGCUGAUCAACAAGCUUAGCUUUGCCCUUCAAACUUUCCAAUUCCGAGACAGCAUACGGCGAGCAGGAGGUGACCUCAUCAAGACCACAGCCUUUUCCUUGUUUGGACAUGUCAGCCCAAAGCAUGCGUGGGUUUCAUGCUCUUGCAACCCAAGGGCAAUGGAAGCGAUCUGGCAUUUCCUGGGCUGUACUUCGAUUGACAAAGCCGACCGGACUGAUAAGGAUGCAUCGGACAUGCAGCUCAGUGCUUUUGAAUUCCGGCACUAUCGAACAAGUCUGGAGCAGAAUCAGCAGAAGUUGGUCGAGAGAGUUGUGAACCAAUGGGUUGCAAUGCUGGUGAAGGGCAUCGUGAUCAGGGUCAACGGAUUUGAGGAGAAGACCUUCCUUGACAAGGAUUUGCUCAAUUUAGAACUGAGUGGCGAGCUCUAUCCCUUGGAUGCAUUGUGUCGAAUGACGAUGCGCAAAGAGUCCGACGAUGUGGUCAUGAAUGUCCCGUGGAUCCUAGAUCUCAACUUUGAUUUCGAAGAGGGUGAGGCGGUGUUGUCCUUCAGCUUUGAGCAAGAGCGUCAUCGGCUCCAAUUCGCAUUGAUGCUGCGGAUCUUGCGCACGCGCAAUCCUCACUUGAAUCUUGCCGGCACGUUUGAAGUCGUGAACGAAGACGAUGAGGAUGAAGACGACCCGGCAGUGUCGAAUUUCAAUAGGAUUGUUGGUUCCACACGGUUUGAUGUUCAAGGAACGGGCAUAUCGGUCAUCAUCAGUGUGGGCUCAUUGAACAUCCACCAGCAUCUUCGAUGCAACAACCGGCACGUCUACUUGGAGUUGUUCUCUGACUACCCGCGAAGGGACAAGUUUCUGUAUGCGAAGUCAAGCUACAACAAUCUUCCGGGAGCCGUUUUGCUAGGAGACAAUGACAUCAAGAACGGUCGAAAGGAGAUGGACAAUGCGGAUCAAGCCGAUGGCCGGAAGGGUAACAAGUCAGAUCAGCAUCUUUGUACGAUCAAUUUUGACCUGAAGAAUGUGAAGCUGAAGAUACCCAAAGUUCCAUUUACAGUACAUGGCCGCCUGAUGGUGAAAGACGACUUCUUUCCUUCAGUUGUGGCGACGUUUGAGCUUCCUAUUUCGAAGGCUCAUCUGCAGGACAUGCGCGAGUCCGCAGAAAAGCAGGCAAAGCAGCCAGAAGCUGUGGAAGUUCCUUUGCUUCGAAGUUCGAAGCACUCGGAUGGGCCGCAAGAGAUUGCGAGCUUACAAGUGCGUUUCCUAGGGUUCGUGACUGAAGAAAACACCAGAAAGAAGCAGACAACCAACAGCAAAGGCAACAAUGAAGCGUCAAGAGAAGACACUUCCAGUGAAGAGGAGGACGACGAGGAGGAGGACGAAGAAGAGGAGGAGGAGGAAGAGGACGAAGAGGACGAUGAGGAAGCUGAGAGCGGAGAGAGAGGCAGUGGGUACCAAGAAAGCUCCAAUGCAGGGAGUCAGCAGUCCAAUGCCACGACGUCAAGUAGGUAG